Colletotrichum orchidophilum is the source of this 1005-nucleotide messenger RNA. RefSeq lists its product as uncharacterized. NCBI's taxonomy places the organism in Eukaryota, Fungi, Ascomycota, Sordariomycetes, Glomerellales, Glomerellaceae. The record is from RefSeq and is a predicted model, not a curated record. Bases 1 to 1005 code for a protein of 334 amino acids. The transcript is spliced from 3 exons.
AUGAACACGAAGGGGCAAGAUUCUGAACUAGUACUGAAUAGUCUUGCGGAUUGCUACGUUCUCGUUGAGCAAAAGCUUCCCAGUCUGAGCCCGGGAGACAUCGCCACACAUCUGCAAUCGUCCGCAACUUUUUUGAAGCAAUACAACGGAAUUGGCAUCCUCACGACUAUAGCACAACAAGGUUCUGGAUUAUUCAAUGUCCUGAGAGCAAUCACAUCAGAAACUGAUUUCUCCGCUACCGAGCUCAACCUACGCGACUCAGCCGGCCCAAUUGAACAUGUUUUCACCAAUGAGAACCUGUCAUCUGCUUCCAAGACCUACAAGUUGGGUCACAGGCCCGCAGAGGAUGUCAACGGACUACCCAACGGCAACAGCGGUGACAUGAAGAUAUGCGUACCUGCGCUGCCGUUCAUCAGUUCUUCUGCUGCCGGUGUUCGCAACAACGACAAAAUAGUUUUCACAUUCCCCGCCAAGCAGGUCACCGAGAAGCAGACAAAAACUCCAGAUAAUGACCCGGUUCUCACGAUUCUCAUCGAUCAGCCAUCGACAUAUGUCGGCUUUGUCGCCAUCCCUGCCCACUUCGCAUCCAACGCCGCUUACAACUUCGCACCAUCAAUUUUCGGGUCUAUCCCAUGCAUCCAACCAAACACAACAUCAUUUUUCACCGUCACUACCCCGCCUCUGGAUCUGAACUCAUUCGAUAAUGUGGCGGGAUUGAAGAUUUAUGGCCUGGUUGGUCUGUUGUGGGGCGGCGACGUUUCUCAUGGAAAUGUUGCUACCAACUUCCGAGGCUACGGUGUCUACAGUACUGAACGGACUUGGGGCGUUGUUGAAUUAGCCAACGGGACCAUCUACCAAUUGCCAAAUACCGAUUACCGUAUUCUGUUUCGAGCACUCACACGGGGAGGCAACUUGAACAGCUCAAGCGAUUAUGACAGCUGGCUGAGCCCGAUCAUUGGUGUCAAUAUCACGAAUCCCGGACAUUCCAAACCGUGGCCUACAUAG